AUGCCCGCCAACCAGUGCCUCGUUGAAUACGGCUUCAACUACCUCGCCAACGAUCUCGGCAACAUGACUUCUUCGUCUCCUGACGAUUGCUGUGCCGAGUGCGUGAGCACAGACGGGUGCAGGGCCUACUCGUGGACUGGUAACGCGGAGGGUAACGCGGAUGGCAGCGGCACGUGCUGGUUCAAGACUGGUCGUGGCACCGUCGUCGCUGAUGAAUACGUCCACUCGAGCGAGGACUGCUGCGAUAUCUGCUCGGGCUUCCCCGGGUGCCGCGCCUACACGUUCAGCCCCUACGCUGGCGGCACUUGCUGGCUGAAGAGUGAGAAGGGACUGACCGUUGUCAACCCCGAGACGACAUCAGCGCAAGUCUUCCUCGAGGCGCCUUCGUGCGGCAUCGAAUACGGCGUCGAGUACCUCGGCAACGAUAUUGGCUUUCACCUCGCUGAGCAGCCCGACGAUUGCUGCGACCUAUGCAGCGACUGGGAGGGCUGCCAGGCGUGGUCGUGGGUCUGGGUCGAAGGCCAGGGAGGCACUUGCUACUUCAAAAACCGUGCCAACGAGUGGAUCCACUCUGGACAGGUGCGGGCGAAUCCUGUGUCCCCGAGCUGUGUGCUCGAGCUAGACGUGGACUACAUCGGUAACGACAUCGGCGACGAGUGGAGCGGCGACCCGUACGCCUGCUGCUCCAUGUGCAUGACCAUUGAGGGCUGCAAUGCGUUCUCGUGGACGGAUUACAAUGGCAGCACGUGCUGCUUUAAGAGCGCCAAGGGCGAGGCGGUGGGGAGCGUCGGCAUUCACUCGGCUAUUGUCUAG
This is a messenger RNA of Phytophthora sojae, 813 nucleotides long. RefSeq lists its product as hypothetical. The coding region runs from base 1 to 813 and encodes 270 amino acids. Lineage: Eukaryota; Oomycota; Peronosporomycetes; Peronosporales; Peronosporaceae. The record is from RefSeq and is a predicted model, not a curated record. The transcript has 2 exons.